CUUAACUGGCCAGGCCAUCACAGGGAAAGGACAUUAUAUAUAUCAUCCCUUUGCCCAUAUAAAUAUAAUCCCCAACCCUCCUUUGGCUCUCUAGAAAUUAAAAAUAUUUCCAACAAAACCCUCUUUUUAAAUCAGCUGCGCUACAUUCCAUCUCUCUCCCACCAUACAUAGCCUAAAUUUGCUUCCCAAGUUCCCAAAACUACUAGUUUCCAAGAUCAUUCUGAAUAACUAGUUUCCAAUCUCCAUCUUUCUAGCCUUUUGAGAUUAGUUUGCUUAAUUGAAACAAAAAUCAAGUUGAUUAACUGUAAUUAUGGGGCUUAGAGACAUUGGAGCUACACUGCCUCCUGGGUUUCGGUUCUAUCCCAGCGACGAGGAGCUGGUCUGCCACUAUCUGUUCAAGAAGAUCACGAAUGAGGAAGCUUUGAAGGGGACUUUGGUUGAAAUUGACUUGCAUAUCUGCGAGCCAUGGCAGCUUCCUGAGGUGGCAAAGCUUAAUGCCAACGAGUGGUACUUCUUCAGCUUCCGUGACCGCAAGUAUGCCACAGGGUUUCGAACCAAUCGGGCAACGACAUCUGGGUACUGGAAGGCAACAGGGAAAGAUCGGAUGGUGAUGGAGCCAGGAACAGGGGAGAUUGUAGGGAUGAGAAAGACUUUGGUGUUCUAUCGGAACAGAGCUCCUAAUGGAAUCAAAACUGGUUGGAUUAUGCAUGAGUUUCGGCUGGAGACCCCACACAUGCCUCCUAAGGAAGACUGGGUUUUGUGCAGAGUUUUCCACAAAGGCAAGGGAGAAGAGAACAACACCAAACUCAGCCCCCAUGAUUUUAUGUUGGAGACCACAUCCUGCACUGUUCCUUUGAGCAUGGAAAAAUACUCAUCUCCUCCAACUCAAGACCAAACCAUGUCUCGUGGCUACGACCAGAUCCCCUCAUUUUCCACACCACCACCCCGCCACAGCCACAACCAAAGCAACUCUUUGCUGAAUCUCCUCCAGUUUCCUCAGGAAAAAUACAGCAACAACUCCGUUCCCGAAUUAGGCGCUAAAAACGACGACGAAUAUGGAUUUUUAUGGGAGAUGAACUUGGAAGAAACUAGCUUCGAAAAUGGGGUGGCUCCAGAUAUGGACGAAAUGAGAUUUGAGAUGGAUCACAACAGCAUGGUUUUGCUCUAAAUGAAGAAACACAUAUAUUCUACACUCCAUAUUAGACACAUACCCGAUUUGUUGAUUUGUGACAUAUAUUUAUAUUUAUAUUUGUGGUAUAUAUUUGGCUUGAUUGGGAAUGCAAUUAGAAGUUUGUGCAUAG
This is a messenger RNA of Prunus avium (sweet cherry), 1301 nucleotides long. RefSeq names its product NAC domain containing protein 74 (gene NAC074). Gene Ontology annotation, biological process: regulation of DNA-templated transcription. Lineage: Eukaryota; Viridiplantae; Streptophyta; Magnoliopsida; Rosales; Rosaceae. The record is from RefSeq and is a predicted model, not a curated record. Gene Ontology annotation, molecular function: DNA binding.